UCUUGAAUCUUCACUCGAGUCGCCAUUUCAGCAUUUCAGAUUCUCAGAAAAGAAACCCUAAAUCCUUGCUUCUUCUCCCCUCACUCUCAAUUCGUCUGCCUCUUGAUCCUUGUGGGAUGGAUUCGCAGUCACAGGAGGAAGCAAUUGCGGCUCUUAAUGCUGAGAAUGAAUGGGAAAUGAAUAAGUGUGACUUUGAAAAUCAGGAACCAGCAAGAAACGAGACUCAAGCGACUCAAACGGUUUUUAAUUCUAAUCGAAGCCUGAGAGCUGAUGUCUGGAAAGAGUUUGUGUCGGUGGGAAAAGGGGAAGAUGGCAAAGAAAGGGGUCGUUGCAUCCAUUGUAGUAAGAGUUUUGUAAUAGAGAGGAAUAAUGGAACAUCAGCUUUAAGGCGCCAUUUACUAUCUGCUUGCUCAAAGAAGCCUAAAGAUAAAAGUGGAAGCAAUGGUGAACAAGACAAAGAAGUGGGAGCCUCAGUUUCCGAAUCCUCCUGCGACAGAGAAGAAGUGAGCAACAUUCUCUCGAAAAAGAGACAGCGUAGUUCGAUAUCGGAGGACAAGACACGCUCGGCGAUGCUGCUCGGUCUGGAUAUUCUCGACUGUCCCAUUUGCUUCGAAGCACUAACUGUUCCUAUCUUUCAGUGUGAUAAUGGGCAUUUGGCUUGCUCUUCGUGCCGUCCCAAGCUGAGUAAUAAGUGUCCUGCAUGUGCUUCUCCUAUUGGCCACAAUCGCUGCAGAGCAAUGGAGACUGUGCUCGAAUCAGUCUUUCUUCCAUGUCCAAACGCCAAGCUUGGAUGCACCAAGAAUGUCUCUUACGGGAAAGAAUCAACUCAUGAAAAGGAAUGCACUUUCUCUCAAUGCACCUGCCCUGCAUUGGACUGCAAUUACACCGGAUCAUAUAAUCAGAUAUAUAGUCAUUUUGUUGAUGACCACAGUCACAAACCCAAAUCUAUGUCCUUUGUGUGCGGUGGUUCUGUUGAUGUUCAGAUGAACGUGGCUAGCGACAAGAUGUUAGUUCUUUGGGAAUUCAAGAAGAAACUAUUGUUUGCACUUCAGUGUUUCAAUGAGCCGGCUGGUGUGUAUGUGACCGUUAGAUGCAUCGCACCAUCUUCUCCUGAAGUAGAAAAGUUUCCGUAUUGUCUCUCCUACUCAAUGGAUGGGCACACUCUUACUUAUGAAUCACCAGAUGUCAAGAAGGUUCUUCAAGUGAGCUCUCAAAUCCCACAAGACAAUUUCUUGUUUGUCCCUCACUGUUUAUUGCGAUGUGACUUGUUGGAGAUGAAGCUUUGCAUUGGGCUUUAGGUUCGUACGGGCUCAUAACACUCUCUAAACGUCCAUUGGACAAUCUCUCUACGUAGGUCUUGUUUGUUUUUGUUUGCAGAUUAGUUAAUUAACAGACUCGUAGGUGAUGGAACAGCAUUUGUAUCUCAAAGCAGAGCUAUUGUUUGAUGGCUAAGCAAAUAGAUAUUCUUUUAUUUUA
This is a messenger RNA of Eutrema salsugineum, 1476 nucleotides long. RefSeq names its product E3 ubiquitin-protein ligase SINA-like 7. Gene Ontology annotation, molecular function: zinc ion binding; DNA binding. The coding region runs from base 117 to 1298 and encodes 393 amino acids. The transcript has 3 exons. The record is from RefSeq and is a predicted model, not a curated record. Lineage: Eukaryota; Viridiplantae; Streptophyta; Magnoliopsida; Brassicales; Brassicaceae.